CAUAAUCAGGGUGACCCAGGGAGAAGUAGCUGCUUUCAGUGGGGCACGUUUCCCGGAAGCGGGAGUUCAGUACAGGAAAAAUGGCGACUCUGUCAGUGUGCCAGCAACCGAUUGGAGGUUUCAGUUUCGAAUAUUGCAAGAGGAAUGCAGUCUUGGAAUUUGAAUGUAAUAAAUUGGGACACAGCAUCCCUGCUGCCCGGAAAACAGGGACCACAAUUUGUGGAGUGGUUUUCAAGGAUGGAAUAGUUCUUGGUGCUGAUACCAGGGCAACAGAAGGCAUGAUUGUGGCAGAUAAGAACUGCUCCAAGAUCCACUACAUCUCCCCCAACAUCUAUUGCUGUGGAGCGGGGACGGCGGCGGACACCGAGAUGACCACCCAGAUCAUCUCCUCCAACCUGGAGCUGCACUCCCUGUCCACAGGCAGACUACCGCGCGUCGCCACCGCCAACCGCAUGCUGAAGCAGAUGCUCUUCAGAUACCAGGGCCACAUCGGUGCUGCUCUGGUACUGGGCGGGGUGGACUGCAACGGCCCCCAUCUGUACAGCAUCUACCCCCACGGCUCCACCGACAAGCUCCCCUAUGUCACCAUGGGUUCUGGCUCUUUGGCUGCCAUGGCAGUGUUUGAGGACCGCUAUGAGCAGAAUAUGGAGGAGGAAGACGCGAAGCGGCUGGUUCGGGACGCCAUCGCGGCCGGCAUCUUCAACGACCUGGGCUCCGGUAGCAACAUUGACCUUUGUGUCAUCACCAAGGGCAAGGUGGACUACCUGAGGCCCCACGACAUGGCUAACAAGAAGGGUGUCCGACGUGUGCAUGAGCUUGAAGCCUUGCCCCGCCCAACCGGUGAUUACAAGUACAAGCGAGGAACGACUGGAGUUCUGGCGAAGGCCGUGACCAAGUUGGAUUUGGAGGUGGUAGAGGAGACAGUACAAACUAUGGAUACUUCCUGAAGUCUCACUGUAAUGUUGUUCUGAUGUUGUCAUGGUAACUUACCUCCCCAACCUGGCCUCUACUGUCUUCACAGAAGAUGGCAGGUUUUUCUGUGGUUUACAAUAAAACGUUUGAGUUGUUAAAGUG
Esox lucius (northern pike) is the source of this 1074-nucleotide messenger RNA. RefSeq names its product proteasome 20S subunit beta 7 (gene psmb7). Gene Ontology annotation, cellular component: proteasome core complex. The record is from RefSeq and is a predicted model, not a curated record. NCBI's taxonomy places the organism in Eukaryota, Metazoa, Chordata, Actinopteri, Esociformes, Esocidae. Bases 81 to 947 code for a protein of 288 amino acids. The transcript has 9 exons. Gene Ontology annotation, molecular function: threonine-type endopeptidase activity.